AUGGCCGCUGAUACAGGUACAAUCUUCAGGCGGGAAGUUAAGGACUCAUCACUCAGAACAGAAUUACAAAUUGAAAAUGCAAAUUACAAAAUCAACCCCUUUGGCGGAGCAUUCGAAACUCACCCAAGUCCGCUUCCUCGUUUUCAUCGACACCCUUUCCUUCAUGACUCUCUUCCACUUGACCCCGGCCCACUAUUCAUUCGUCUCUCUCUCUCUCUCUGUCUCUGGAGAAGAAGAACUUUUGUUCAGAAUUAUAUCUUUCACCUCACAUUUCACGGAGGACGAUUUGAUUUGAUUGGUCUGAAGAUGGAUUCCGCAGCCAUGACUUUUUGCAGUAAAUCUAUAUGCUCACCUCCUGGUUUAUUCGUGAGGAGGAUAAUACAAAUUCAAAGCUCCCAAUGUAGCUUUAUGGUAGGAAGUAAGGUUAACUACCCUCGACAGAGAGUUCAGGCUUCUCGUGUUGGUAGAGAUAGAAAACAUGGAGGCGCUCUUGCUGCUAGAUGUGCUAAUGACAAAAUCCUAGUGGCUAACAGAGGAGAGAUUGCUGUUCGUGUGAUUCGGACUGCUCAUGAGAUGGGGAUCCCUUGUGUCGCAGUUUACUCAACCAUAGAUAAAGAUGCUCUUCAUGUGAAAUUGGCCGACGAAUCUGUUUGCAUUGGAGAAGCACCAAGCAAUCAAUCGUAAGCCAUUAAAAUUCUUCUAUUCU
Messenger RNA from Olea europaea var. sylvestris, 706 nucleotides. RefSeq names its product biotin carboxylase 2, chloroplastic-like. Lineage: Eukaryota; Viridiplantae; Streptophyta; Magnoliopsida; Lamiales; Oleaceae. The transcript has 4 exons. The coding region runs from base 1 to 684 and encodes 227 amino acids. The record is from RefSeq and is a predicted model, not a curated record.